GGGCCGGGGCCAGGGCCGGAGCGAGCGGCGGGGAGGGCUGCGCCAGAGCCCCGCGCAGGGCGGUUGCAGCCCGCCGGCUUUGAUCCGCUGCGGGCUGCUUUAACACGGGACUUUCUCUCUCUCUCUCUCUCUCUCUCUCUCUCUCUCUCUCUGUGUCUCAGGCAGGGGCGGGGGCAGAGCAGGCCGGGCUCUGGGGCGAGCCCGAACCCCCGCCCCGCGCGCGAAGGUGCAGCCCGGCGGCGGCGGGACGAUGCGAGCGGAGGGCAGCGGAGCCGGGGAGGAGCUGCCUCGCUACCUGUGUGGCCCGGGCCGGCGCGGCGGGGACCUGCCGGGGACAUCACCAUGUGAAUGAAGGCCGGGUGCCCGCUCCGGCCCGUGCUCCGCACAGCUGCAUGGGAGGCGCCUCGCAGGGCACAUUCCUGCCCGCGGCGGCGGCUUAGCCGGGCUCUGCGCGCCCCGCGGGGCGGCCCCAGAUCAUAUUGACUUUACACAGACAAUGAUCCCAAAGGCCAUAUGAUAAUUGCUGGUGGCCAAGAAAGAAGGCACAUUGAGGAUUGUACUGAAGCAGGAAAGGGGAGCAAGGAGGGAGACCAUUCGACCUAUUCCUCUAGUAGUGGCAGUUCUGCAUACACUUUUUGUGGGGCUGUGUCAGUGCCAUCAAAGUCCUAGUUUGCAGGCAACAGCCAGUUCAGCAAUACAUCUGAGACUCCAGGGAAAGAAGGAGAAGCUGUGCCAGCAUGGAUAAGGACAGCACGAACCUGACUGACCAGCAGUAUGAAUGUGUGGCUGAGAUUGGCGAAGGAGCCUAUGGGAAGGUAUUCAAGGCCCGAGACUUGAAGAACGGAGGUCGUUUUGUAGCGUUGAAGCGGGUGCGGGUGCAGACAAGCGAGGAGGGGAUGCCGCUCUCCACCAUCCGUGAGGUGGCGGUACUGAGGCACCUGGAGACCUUUGAGCACCCCAAUGUGGUCAGGUUGUUUGAUGUAUGCACAGUGUCACGAACAGACAGAGAAACCAAGCUAACACUAGUGUUUGAGCAUGUUGAUCAAGACUUGACCACUUAUUUGGAUAAAGUUCCAGAGCCUGGAGUGCCUACUGAAACCAUAAAGGAUAUGAUGCUUCAGCUGUUACGAGGGCUGGAUUUUCUGCAUUCACACCGAGUGGUGCAUCGUGAUCUGAAACCACAAAACAUCCUUGUAACCAGUAGUGGACAGAUAAAAUUAGCUGACUUUGGCCUUGCACGAAUCUACAGUUUUCAGAUGGCUCUUACAUCUGUGGUUGUCACUUUGUGGUAUAGAGCUCCCGAAGUUUUGCUGCAGUCCAGCUAUGCAACACCUGUUGAUCUCUGGAGUGUUGGUUGCAUAUUUGCAGAGAUGUUCCGCAGAAAGCCACUUUUUCGUGGAAAUUCAGAUGUUGAUCAGCUAGGAAAAAUCUUUGAUGUAAUUGGACUCCCAGAAGAAGAGGAUUGGCCAAGUGAUGUUGCUCUUCCAAGACAUGCUUUCAAUCCCAGACCCCCACAGCCCAUUGAAAAAUUUGUACCAGAUAUUGAUGAGCUGGGCAAAGACUUGAUCCUUAAAUGUUUAGCAUUUAAUCCAGCUAAGAGAAUAUCUGCCUAUGUUGCCCUGUCUCACCCUUAUUUCCAUGAUCUGGAGAAAUAUAAGGAGAAUCUGGACACCCAUAUGUCAUCCAGCCAAAACACCAGUGAAGUUAAUACAUUGUAAGGCUGAUCAGAGAUGAACCUACAGAUGAACAAAACAUGUAGCUGACAAGGUCACUGUUCAGUAUGAACCAUAGUUGUUUUGCUGAAGAUCGUUAUCUGGAUGAUUUAUAUGUUUCUGCUUCUCCUGGAUGGUGAUGUGCUUAUCUGAGGAAACCCAUAUAGUUUACUUUCAUCAAAGCAAUGCAAGAGCCAGGACCUCCACCUGCUCCCAUUGCAGCUUUAUGGUUUUUGUGUUUUGUUUUUGUUUUGUUUUUUAACUACCUGCAAACUCCAGAUGAAGAGAAGCUGCUGACCAGUUUUGCUGCCAUUUUGUUCUUCUAACAUUGGAUGCUGCCAUUGUGGAGUAGAAUAAUCCAGUCACUGCCAAAACCUGAUGCAAUCAUUCUCUCUAGCUGCUGAAGCACAUUUGGAAUUGUUUGUAUUAUUCUGUGAUUGCUCUAAGUGAUAUUUAAAAGUAUGGAAUUGAAAUAUUGGAUCUCUACAAUCUGCAAUGAAUGCAUCUAGCUACUGUUGGUGAUAUACAAGGAGGCAUCUUCUCAGCUGAAAACCUGGACAGAUAAUUUUAUUAUUUCACUGUUUUCCAUACAAAUAGGAUGCUAAUAAUAAGUUAUAUCUCAAUGUUUAGGUGUUUAGCUAUACAAACCAGCUAUUACCUAGAUGAGUUUGUGUGCAUGGUGCAAAAUCAAGGUUUUUUAAAGAAAAAAAAAUAGGGAUCUACUCUCUCUAAAGACUUUUUUUGUAAAUAUAUUGGAUUUGCUCAAUUUGAGCCAAAUCUGUGCAGUCUAGCUCUUUAUUCCUCUCUCAGAACAAGUAUGUGUUCCAUGAUCUAGUUCAUACAUCUUUGAGUUAUGUAUCAUAAAUUUAACCAGAGUUGAUGAAAGUCUGUGCAGGUUUUUUCUUUUUAACAUGAACUUAUUAUCAACCAAAAGAGCUCACAGAAAAUAUUUGACUUUGGAGAAGAUCAGUUACACAUACAUACUAUGUUGGAUGCUGUAUACUGUGCUGCUUUAACUGGAUCACAUCACCACAUCAUUCCUUGCAUCAUAGUGCAUGAAUAUUACUGUCACAGGAUCCUUCGUACUUCAUUCUUAGCAGAUUUGCUCUAUGCAGAAAUGCAUGAGCCUCUCUCCUGCGCUACCAACACAAAUUCUUUCUCCCUGCUAGUGUUAAUGUGCCAUUAUUGAAAGUCAGCAUAACUAAAUAAUUCACAUGCCCUUUAGCACAGUUAUUUUAGAUAUUACAUUAAAUGUUUAUAUUUCAUAUUUUUACCUGAACUAAAAUAUAUUUUCAGUAUUU
Gavialis gangeticus (Gharial) is the source of this 3013-nucleotide messenger RNA. RefSeq names its product cyclin dependent kinase 6 (gene CDK6). Gene Ontology annotation, molecular function: cyclin-dependent protein serine/threonine kinase activity; cyclin binding; ATP binding. NCBI's taxonomy places the organism in Eukaryota, Metazoa, Chordata, Crocodylia, Gavialidae. Gene Ontology annotation, cellular component: cyclin-dependent protein kinase holoenzyme complex; nucleus; cytoplasm. The record is from RefSeq and is a predicted model, not a curated record. The transcript is spliced from 8 exons. Gene Ontology annotation, biological process: regulation of G2/M transition of mitotic cell cycle; regulation of cell population proliferation; protein phosphorylation. The coding region runs from base 738 to 1718 and encodes 326 amino acids.